AUGGAUAUUUCUAAAAAAACUGCCCUCAUUGAAGCUCUGUUGUUAGAGGAUCUUCCAGAUUGUAGCGAAGAUUCUGAUGUAGGUGUUUCCGAUGAAGAAGUCGAAAAAGAUCUUCAAGUACCCUUAUCGAGAGGCUUCGACGACUAUUUUGAGGAGGCUAUUGAGAGGGUCUUAGCUGAAAUUCCUCCAUCGCCGACAAAUGAAGAAGUGCCAUCAGGUUGUUCUGUAGAUCAGAAAGGCAAGGUAUUGAAUCUAAAAAAGGAGGAACUUUUAGCAUUUAUUGGUAUGAAUUUCUAUAUGGGCUACAAUACUCUGCCGACUUGGACAGACCAUUACUCUUCGGCAUCUGAUCUUAACAAUCCACUUAUAUGCAACACCAUGCCAAGCGACAGAUUUGCUAUGAUUUUAUCACAUCUACACUGCAACGACAAUGCUCAAAUGCCUAAAAACUGCAAAGAUAAGUUGUAUAAAAUAAGACCUAUUGUUGAUGCUCUCAAUAAAAAAUUUCAAGAGUGCUAUCAUGGGACCCGUGAAAUGAGCGUGGACGAAUCGAUGAUCAAAUUCAAGGGUAGGUCUGUACUAAAACAGUAUCUACCCAUGAAACCAAUCAAGAGAGGAUAUAAGUUGUGGUAUCUUGCAGAUCAGAGGGGCUUAAAUUUAAAGAUGAAGAAAUGA
This is a messenger RNA of Parnassius apollo (apollo), 675 nucleotides long. The record is from the annotation of a GenBank genome assembly. NCBI's taxonomy places the organism in Eukaryota, Metazoa, Arthropoda, Insecta, Lepidoptera, Papilionidae.